This is a messenger RNA of Diabrotica virgifera virgifera (western corn rootworm), 2032 nucleotides long. RefSeq names its product NADPH-dependent diflavin oxidoreductase 1. Gene Ontology annotation, cellular component: cytosol. The record is from RefSeq and is a predicted model, not a curated record. Lineage: Eukaryota; Metazoa; Arthropoda; Insecta; Coleoptera; Chrysomelidae. The coding region runs from base 193 to 1986 and encodes 597 amino acids. Gene Ontology annotation, molecular function: FMN binding; flavin adenine dinucleotide binding; NADPH-hemoprotein reductase activity. The transcript has 6 exons.
UAGGUUAGGUUUAAGUUUAAGAUCCAAGUCCAAUGCCAAAUUUGCUAAAGAUAAAAUUGGAAUACUUUUAUUAUAUGUGAAGAUUUGAAAUUUACAGAAAUUUAAUUGCAUUAUAUAACCAAUUUUUGAAAAGGGUGAGUAAUGAAUGGGAAUAUCUGUGAAUGCCUUUGACUUACAUAAUAUAUUAACCAGAUGUCUUUUGAAAAUCAGAGAAUAGCAGUAUUAUAUGGUUCCCAAACUGGAAACGCUCAGGAUUUAGCCGAAAGGAUAUGGAGAGAGUCCAAGAGAUUUUAUUUUAAAGGCUCCGUGAAGGCUUUAGAUGACUAUGAUGUACUUCAUCUUAUCCAGGAGACUUGUGUUAUCUUUGUAUGUGCAACUACUGGUCAAGGUGAAGAACCAGAUAAUAUGAAGUCAUUUUGGAGAUUUUUAUUAAGAAAAAACCUACCUCCAGACAUUCUAUGUAGACUCAAGUUUGGUGUAUUUGGUUUAGGAGAUUCAAGUUAUGCAAAAUACAAUUUCACAGCAAAGAGACUUUAUAAGAGGUUACUACAAUUGGGAGCCAAUCCUCUCGUACCUUUAGGACUAGGAGAUGACCAGCAUGAUUUAGGAUAUGAUGCUGCAGCUGAUCCUUGGAUAGAAAAUCUCUGGAGUAGCAUUUUAAGGUUUCAUCCGCUACCUGUGGGCAUAGAACCUUUAUCAAAACAGUAUAAGAUUGAACCUAGAUGGAAUGUUGUUAGUCAUUUUAGUACAAUUAAAGAAGAAUCACGUAGGCCACACUCUAUUUAUUCCUACAUAAGAAAACCAUCAGAUUUUGUUGCUACAGUGAUAGAAAAUUCGAGAUUAACAUCAUCUGACCAUUUCCAGGAUGUUAGAUUAAUUAAACUGAAAUGUCCAAACCAGAAGUACAAUCCUGGAGAUGUAGUUUCCUUAAGGCCUAGAAAUCUAGACUGGAAAAUAGAAGAGUUCAGGCAAGUACUAUCGUCCAAUGGAGUGGAUAUACCUCCUGAAACAAUAAUAAAUAUAAGAGAGAAGGAUCCUGAGAUAUCUCUGCCUGACGUUCUAAACUAUGAAUUGACUUUCCAGCAGUUGUGUACCGAGUAUUUUGAUUUGAUGGCCAUACCACGGAGACACACUUUCCAGCUGUUAGCCCAAUUAACAGACAGUGAACUGGAAAAGGAAAAAUGCCUCGAAUUCACAUCAGCCGAAGGUCAACAAGACUUUUACACCUACACGUGUAGACCAAGAAGGAAUAUCGUAGAAGUACUUCAGGACUUUCCUCACGCUACUAAAAAUCUGACGUUGGAAGUUUUAUUGGACAUUAUGUCACCUAUAAAGCCUAGGGAUUUUUCUAUAGCUAGCAGCUAUAAAGCCCACCCGGACGAAAUACACAUUCUUCUUGCUGUAGUAAAAUAUAAGACUAAAUUGACCAAAGAGAGGUUUGGUCUAGGCUCGAAUUUUUUAGCCGGAUUAAAGAAAGGUGACGAAAUUACGGCAUGGAUUAAAAAAGGAAGCUUUAAGUUUCCACAAGAAUCGGAUGUACCUGUGAUAAUGGUAGGCCCAGGAACUGGGGUAGCACCUUUUAGAAAUUAUAUAUUCGAUCGUUAUGUAGAAAAUAAUAGCAAUAAGAAAAAUUUGUUCCUAUUUUUCGGUUGUCGAUACAAAGAGAAAGAUUUUCUUUGUAAAAGUGACUUUAAACAAAUUUAUGAUAGCCACAAACUCAAUUUGAUUACUGCUUUUUCCAGAGAAGAGGAACACAAAGUGUAUGUUCAAGACAAAAUAAGAGACAACAAGCAACUGGUUUGGGAGGCUCUAGAGAACAAUGCGUAUGUGUUUGUGGCUGGCAGCGCAAAGAACAUGCCACAAGAAGUGAGGAAAACGUUUAUUGAAGUAUGUCAAGAAUGUGGUCAUUUAAGUUUAGAAGAAGCUACAAAAUAUAUAGAAAUAUUAGAAAAGACGGGUAGAUACCAAACAGAGUGUUGGUCAUAGUAUUCUUUUAUUAUCUGUUAAAUUAAAUAUUAAAUUGUUUUUAUAA